AUGCUGCAUCACAUAUCAACAUCUCCGAACACCGACCUGCCGUUCAGCGGGCGCAGCAGAAAGGGACACAGAGGCGCCAAGCGUCAGCCGUUGAGCUGCCUUCCUUGCAGACAUCACAAGCUCCGUUGCGAUCGCCAGGUUCCGUGCGGAACAUGCGUGCGGUAUGACCGCAAGGAUCUUUGCCAGGAAAACCCGGCACCGCGGCAUGCGAACAAGUCCACGUCAUCAUCGAUUUCUCCGCUCUCCAGCGAAGCUCGCGAAACUGCUGCUCAGCCGGCUGGGAUAGACGCCGACACGAGGCCCAAUCUUGUCACCCGACAAAGAACUGUCCAGUCAAUACCGCCCUCUGCGGUCAGACAGGCACAAACUAUUGGCGGCCUCUCCAUUGCGGCUGCGGCAGAGCAGCUGCAGAGCAGUCGCGGACCCUGUGCUGCUGCUCAUCGUGCAGGAACCCCUCUCGCUGCUUACAUGAGCCAGUCCUCGAUCUGGAGUCUCCUUGACCCAGUUGAAGGCAGCUCCAACAAGUUCUGGAAAGACCAGCUCGUAAAUGCGUUGCCUACACGUGGACAGUGUGACAUUUUGACGACGUACUAUUUCGAGCACCAUAACUGGCUCUGGCUGCCCGUCCAUGCACCUUCCUUCCGCAGGGAGUACGCACACUUCUGGGACACGCACGUUGACGAGGCUGAUCUAUUGUGGCUCUCGUUGCUCUUUUCCAUUAUAUCUGUCAGCGCACUGUACAUCCCAUUCGAAGCCAUUGAAAUUGUGAGUAUACCAAGGACGUCCAUACGCAAGCUGGCCCGAUCAUGGCACCUCGCCUCGCAGCAGGCAUUACACGUGGGCGAGCACGAAACGAAGCCGCGGCUCGUGCAAAUCCAGACUUUUAUUGUGUCGCGACUAUACUGGUUUGCGACCAACAAUUUUGAAAUACUAAAUUCCCGACUUGGACAAGCCGUUCGCCAUGCGCAUGCCCUGAACCUGGAUAAGAACAGCUCACCGUCCAAGAACCUGGAUGAUGAGAUUCAGCACCGACUCUGGUCAGAUUUGGUGGACACAGACACUUUCCAGGCCAUCUGCCUAGACCGCCCACCUCUAAUCCGAGUUGAAGCUCACAACGUCCCUCUGCCGCUCAACUGCAACGAUGUCGAUCUCACAUCAGAUUCCAUCGUCAUCCGCCCAAUCCACGAACCCACAGAGGCGACUCUGAAGGUGCAUAUGGCCCAGCUCUUCCAGCUCAUCAACAAGCGAGUCUGUUCAGGCAACGGCACAUUUCUCACAUCGUACGAGAACGUCGUCAUGAUGGAGAAAGAGCUACUAGAGUUCAUGCAAGCCCUCCCGUGGUAUCUCCAGCCAAAUGCAAGGGGCUCGUUUGCCGGAUUUGAAUAUGUGAAGUGGCAGCAUCAUAUCCUGCGAACGUGCGUCGCGACGCAGCGCAUCCGCAUGCACAAGCCGUUCCUGUCCAUUCGUGGCAACGAAUCAUGGAGAAGCUGUGCCGAAGCGGCGCAAGAUGCCCUGACGGUCUACAAGGAAAUCCGCCUCGAGACGGCCCCUGCGUACCGGCAAAAGUUCUUUACUUGCAGCUAUCAGAUCUUCUCCAUUGCGGUCACCAUUGCUGCCCUGAUUCUCGUAGAGGGGGCGCAGCCAUUUCCGGACGCCCUCGAAUGGCUGCAGAAUCUUGCCCGCGACUUGAGGCAGGUCGAGGACCAAGGCUGCUUUGCACCGCUGGCGCAGCAUGGCCGAACAGUACUGACCAACAUGAUCGCAUACUAUGAGCGUCACCGGCCGUACACGGCGCGCGACGCAGAAAAGCUGGUGUCGGACAUCAGCGUCAUUCUGGGAGGCGAGCAGGCGACCCGCGCCUACCUCGGUCGGUACUCGGAGGAACACAGCCCUUCAGCGGUGAGGGUAGGCUCAUCAAUCGUGCCGCCGGCGCCCAUGACGGCCGUGGCGACUUUGACUACCAGCGGCGGAGUACGUGCUGGUGAAGCAGUGUCGCCGGAUGGCCUGGCUGGGAUAGAAACUGCUAUUUUCGGGUACCAAGCGCUGGAUUCUAUGCUGACUCUGGAUCUCUUAAACUGGGACAUGACAGGUGCUCUCACCGACGCCCUCAACGCGGGAGGAUGA
This is a messenger RNA of Cordyceps fumosorosea ARSEF 2679, 2124 nucleotides long. Its product is annotated as Transcription factor. Lineage: Eukaryota; Fungi; Ascomycota; Sordariomycetes; Hypocreales; Cordycipitaceae. The record is from RefSeq and is a predicted model, not a curated record. The transcript has 3 exons. The coding region runs from base 1 to 2124 and encodes 707 amino acids. Gene Ontology annotation, molecular function: DNA-binding transcription factor activity, RNA polymerase II-specific; DNA binding; zinc ion binding. Gene Ontology annotation, biological process: regulation of DNA-templated transcription; DNA-templated transcription.